Messenger RNA from Sphaeramia orbicularis (orbiculate cardinalfish), 1405 nucleotides. It is a transcript of the gene gapdh, whose product is annotated as glyceraldehyde-3-phosphate dehydrogenase. The record is from RefSeq and is a predicted model, not a curated record. Gene Ontology annotation, cellular component: cytosol. The transcript has 12 exons. Bases 100 to 1101 code for a protein of 333 amino acids. Gene Ontology annotation, molecular function: NADP binding; glyceraldehyde-3-phosphate dehydrogenase (NAD+) (phosphorylating) activity; NAD binding. Gene Ontology annotation, biological process: glycolytic process; glucose metabolic process. Lineage: Eukaryota; Metazoa; Chordata; Actinopteri; Kurtiformes; Apogonidae.
CAUAAAAACUCGGUGCUUCUCAUUGUUCUUCCCACUCACACCCGGAGUCAAGACAGGCUGAGGUGACUCACAAACGAGGACUAGACCUACUCAGGCAAAAUGGUGAAAGUUGGUAUCAAUGGAUUCGGCCGUAUCGGUCGUCUGGUGACCCGUGCUGCUUUCCACUCCAAGGUGGUGGAGAUUGUGGCCAUCAAUGACCCCUUCAUCGACCUGGAGUACAUGGUUUACAUGUUCCAGUAUGACUCUACCCACGGCCGCUUCAAGGGUGAGGUCAAGGUUGAGGGUGACAAGCUGGUCAUCGAUGGCCAUAAAAUCACCGUCUUCCACGAGAGGGACCCUGCCAACAUCAAGUGGGGUGAUGCUGGUGCCCAGUAUGUGGUUGAGUCCACUGGUGUGUUCACCACCAUUGAGAAGGCCUCUCUUCAUCUGAAGGGUGGUGCCAAGAGAGUUAUCAUCUCUGCCCCCAGUGCUGAUGCCCCCAUGUUUGUCAUGGGUGUCAACCACGAGAAGUACAACAACACCCUUCAGGUUGUCAGCAACGCUUCCUGCACAACCAACUGCCUGGCUCCUCUGGCCAAGGUCAUCAAUGACAACUUCGGCAUCAUUGAGGGUUUGAUGAGCACAGUUCAUGCCAUCACCGCCACCCAGAAGACUGUGGACGGUCCCUCUGGCAAGCUGUGGAGGGACGGCCGUGGCGCCAGCCAGAACAUCAUCCCUGCUUCUACUGGUGCUGCCAAGGCUGUCGGCAAGGUCAUCCCUGAGCUCAACGGCAAACUGACCGGCAUGGCCUUCCGUGUCCCCACCCCCAAUGUGUCCGUGGUUGACCUGACAGUCCGUCUGGAGAAACCCGCCAAAUAUGAUGACAUCAAGAAGGUUGUUAAGGAUGCAGCUGAAGGUCCCCUGAAGGGCAUCCUGGGAUACACAGAUCACCAGGUUGUCUCCACAGACUUCAACGGUGACUGCCACUCCUCCAUCUUUGAUGCCGGCGCUGGCAUCGCCCUGAACGACCACUUUGUCAAGCUGGUCUCAUGGUACGACAAUGAGUUCGGAUACAGCAACCGUGUCUGUGACCUGAUGGCUCACAUGGCCUCCAAGGAGUAAAUCUUCCAGCUGAGUGAUGUCACUGCACUUGGCUUCACCCACAUUCUCCUGAUUCCAGAGUUACACAUUUACAAUAAGGCUUUGUAUUUGUAUGACUCUGCCUGGUUCCAUGACCCCCAUUCUACGCCUGAGGAAUGGUCCCACUCAAAGCAAAGAUACAAAUUGCUGACCAAUAUUUUUUUUUGUAUUGUUGAAUUCCUCCCCUGUUCUUGUGUGAGAUGGUGAAGGUGUGAGAGUCUUUGUCUGUCUGUGGUACUGCGCUACUACAGUCAGUGGUGGAAUAAAGUCCUCCGUUUGUGAGAUU